Oncorhynchus kisutch (coho salmon) is the source of this 4513-nucleotide messenger RNA. Its product is annotated as SWI/SNF-related matrix-associated actin-dependent regulator of chromatin subfamily D member 3. The record is from RefSeq and is a predicted model, not a curated record. Bases 266 to 1927 code for a protein of 553 amino acids. NCBI's taxonomy places the organism in Eukaryota, Metazoa, Chordata, Actinopteri, Salmoniformes, Salmonidae. The transcript has 16 exons.
AGUGUGCUCUGAGACAGAGUGGGCGCCUCGACAGGGCUGCACUGCAAAAACACAGAGGGGGGGAAGAGGGUUGAGAGAGAACGAAGGGGAGAGAGAGAGAGAGAGAGUCAGGGACGGCGCUAGAAAAGGAGAGCACAAAGAGGAGGAAAGUGAAGCAAGGGAGGGGAUUUGAAAACUCGGGUGAAGGGGAAGAGAGGGAGAGGGAAAGACAAAAGAAAGCGAGGGAGACGUAGUAGGAGCAGGGGGAAGCGAGGGGACAGCGCAAAUGGCUACGGAGGACACGGCGGGGGGAGCGCGCAAAGCCACCAAGAGCAAACUGUUUGAGUUCCUGGUCCAUGGAGUGCGUCCUGGAAUGCCAUCUGGAGCUAGGAUGCCCCACCAGGGAGCCCCCAUGGGCCCCCCCGGCCCCCCGUACAGUGGGAGCCCUACGGUGCGGCCCGGCCUGCCCACCCCAGUCAUGGAGCCCAGCCGCAAGAGACCUGCCCCCUCCCAGCAGAACCAGCAGCAGCAGAACGUACAGAACCGGGCCAGAAAGAAGCCAGUGGGAUUCCCUGGAGCCAAUGAGAUGCCAGCGAGGCAGAUGGACAUGAGAGAUGCCCAAUCAGAUCCAACGCUCGGAUCAAACGCCAAGAGAAGGAAAAUGGCAGACAAGAUUCUCCCACAGAGGAUCCGUGAGCUGGUCCCUGAGUCACAGGCUUACAUGGACCUGCUGGCCUUCGAACGUAAACUGGACCAGACCAUCAUGCGUAAACGGGUGGACAUCCAGGAAGCCCUGAAGAGACCCAUGAAGCAAAAGCGUAAACUGAGGCUCUACAUCUCCAACACCUUCAACCCUGCCAAGCCCGACGCUGACGACUCGGAUGGCAGUAUUGCAUCAUGGGAGCUGCGGGUUGAGGGGAAGCUACUGGAUGAUCCUGGGAAGCUGAAGAGGAAAUUCUCCUCUUUCUUCAAGAGCCUGGUGAUUGAGCUGGACAAAGACCUAUACGGUCCUGACAACCACCUUGUAGAGCUGCUGACCAGUAAAGCGAAGCGAUUCAGCCUUCCAAAAGACAACAUACUCAAAGGGUCGAGAGCAAGGCUGCUCGUUGAAAGUUGGCACCGCACUCCCACCACCCAGGAGACGGACGGCUUCCAGGUGAAGCGGCCAGGGGACGUGAGCGUGCGCUGCACACUGCUGCUAAUGCUGGACUACCAGCCCCCCCAGUUUAAACUGGACCCUCGUCUGGCUCGGCUGCUGGGUAUCCACACCCAGACCCGCUCCUGUAUCAUCCAGGCCCUGUGGCAGUAUGUCAAGACCAACAAGCUGCAGGACUCCCAUGACAAGGAGUACAUCAACUGUGACAAGUACUUUCAGCAGAUCUUUGACUGCCCGAGGCUCAAGUUCUCAGAGAUCCCCCAGCGUCUCACCAACCUCCUCCUGCCCCCUGACCCCAUCGUCAUCAACCACGUCAUCAGUGUGGACCCUAAUGACCAGAAGAAGACGGCAUGCUAUGACAUUGACGUGGAGGUGGAGGACCCCCUGAAGAGCCAGAUGAGCAGCUUCCUGCUCUCCACCGCCAACCAGCAGGAGAUCGCCUCAUUGGACAACAAGGUGGGACAACCACACAGGAAGGAUAGCCAAUCACAAUUACCCAAGAUGACCUUAAAGAUCCAUGAGACCAUUGAGUCCAUCAACCAGUUGAAGAUCCAGAGGGACUUUAUGCUCAGCUUCUCCAGAGAUCCUAAAGGCUACAUCCAGGACUGGCUCAAGUCCCAGAGCAGAGACCUGAAGAUGAUGACAGACGUGGUGGGGAACCCAGAGGAGGAGAGGAGGGCGGCGUUUUACCACGAGCCCUGGUCCCAGGAGGCCGUCAGUCGCUACUUCUACUGCAAGAUCCAGCAGAGGAGACAGGAGCUGGAGCAGGCCUUGGCCGUGAGGAACACCUAAACGCCAUCUCGGACGUCACGCUGCACUCUUCAUCUGACCCCAGACCUGUGUUUGUUAUUUGUUUUGUUGCUUUCUUCACAUUACUGUAGUACUGUGACCCGUGGCUUCUGACCCAUCCCCAAUCGCAUGUAUCUAAAAAAAAAAAAUUUAACAAUCUGUUCAUCUCUGAUGGACAUGACCGGGCAUCUCUCUCCACACUCCUGGAAUCCCAGGCCCACAGUUGGUUACUUUUAAUGUCACCCACUAGCAUGUCAGUCUUUCCAUAGAGACUACAAGUCAUUGUACCAGCUGCCUGCAGAAUGAUCACUGUGUCUUGGAUCCUUCUCAUCUCAACCAGAUGGACUGAAUCCAGCAGUACUGUACAUAAUCGAACGGUCCUAAUGGUCCACUGCAUCUCAUUCAUGAGUCCAAAGUGGCUGUUUGUAACCUAAUGUUUCAAGUGUCUUGACUCUCACACCGUUUGGAUUGUGUACAUUUGUUUUUAGUGUAUCAUUAGCUGUAUGGUUCGUGUGUGUGUGUGUGUGUGUGUGUGUGUGUGUGUGUGUGUGUGUGUGUGUGUGUGUGUGUGUGUGUGUGUGUGUGUGUGUGUGUGUGUGUGUGUGUGUGUGUGUGUGUGUGUGUGUGUGACCAAAUGAACACCAGCGGAAUGAAGAUUACAGUAUGAAGUAAUGGGUCGUGGGACUGGGCUCAUUUCUCUUCUGAAGCCCAAAUGUUGAUGUCUGUCAUUUUAAAACAUGAAUUCGUUCAAGGUAGGCAGCUUUCAUGAAUUAGAUUUGCCCUCAUUAUAAACUAAUCUAAAAUGCAAUCUUAAGAUUAGCUUAAUUUCGUUCAACUUUCUUCUGUAAUUUACUUAAAACAAUGUAACAGUAUAAGUAGAUCUCUGUAUUAGUCCAUAUGUAUUUCAGCAGAUUGUUAAAAGGGACAAUGACAAUUAACACCAAUAUCUGCUGGCUGUAGAAAGGAUAGAUGGUGACAGGAUGAGUAAGCGCAAGGUGAAGUACUGUGGUAACACUUGGCAGCCAUAGCGUGGAGCCUUGGAGUCAGUACACCCUGUAUGCUUUUACACAGACUAGCUCUCUGUAACAAAGCACCCAGACGGACUUGUCGCAGCAAAUUGCCAUGCAAAUGGAUUAGCUUUAGUGGUUAAUUGUUUGUGCUGCUUCAUUGUCCUGUCAUAAUAACGCUACCAAAGUCAUGUCUGGGAACAGUAUUAGCUACAGAUCUCUCCCAAUACUCAAGCCAGUGUUUUUAAUAUUAACGAUGGACACAUUUUGGAAUAUGAUGUAACCAACACCAUUUCCUAUGUUGAACAAUCAUGGGGCGGGCAGUGAAGCUGCAGCCACAACAUCUGUACAUUGCCUGCUGUGAAAAAUGUUGGCCGGUAACUAAUUAUAUUAUUUGAAAUGAAUGAAGAAAUGGGUCUUUGUUCAUUGUAUUUUUUUAGUUAACUAACAUCUAUUGUGAACUACUUGUCCCAAAUGGAUCUGCCUGACAGUAUUUUGUCCUUGACCAUUUUGACGGAGUCACCAAAGGUCUCGAUAAGAGUAUUAUACUAGUUAAAAUAGACAAUGAACAAUGGUUACUGUGAUUGUGUCUCAGCUCGAUAAAGCUAUGUUACCAGUUGAAACUGAAGGGUGAAUAUGAAGACAUUUUUAAGGGAUAUGUGAAUGUAAAUAUCAUUUUUUUCCCUUGAUGGCAACUGUACAGCCUACGACUUGUCUGUUUGUGUGUUUCGUUUAGGGAACGGCGGGACAUAUGGGGUGGGAAGGAUUGGGUUUCAUAGGUUUAAAGCUGUAGGACAGGGAUGCUAGUGUCCCUCUAUGUACACUUGGGAUGGGGGGGGUAUUUUAGGUCCUUGUUGAGUUAUAAUGGGGCGGAACAAUAUAAUUGAAUGCUGGGAGUGAUGAUGCCUCCAUCUCGCCACAUACAAGGCUUGCUCAUCUCUAACUACCACAGCAACUCCGUUCUGUGCCAUUCUAGUUUUGUCUGUGUCAUGGGAGAAGCCUUUUCGGUUUCUGAUUUGAAAUCGACACGGCUGUCUUCUGUAACGUUCAGACUUGUGUCCUUGUUACAUUUGUUUUGUGUCAAGAUGCUCUUCAACAUGGCUGAGAGCUCCUAUACUAAGCAUAAACAGAGGUUGCGUUUCAUAAAGACCUAGGCAUGCUGCAUGGACAGGUUUUAUACAUUUCAAACAGGACAUGUAAAUACCCUCACGAAUGCAUGGAAGCGGAUCUGAAGAGCACUGGAUUUGACACUAUCUUUUGUGAAUGGGGCCUUUUUCAACCAUUUGCUAAAAACCUGUAUGCUACCCAGCCAGCAUAGAUGUUAUCUGCAUAUGAGAGUUUUUGUCACUACAGGUUCCAUGUAUGUCAACUUCACCAAUCAAAGGAGCAUACUAGUUGUUGUAUUCAAUUGUGUCAAUCGAUACUUGUUUGACCCAGAUGUUCUUGUAUGUUUGGCAGUCAUGGAGCAUCUUUGACUGUUGGGCACCCCUUGCUGGGCAUUCUAGAAACUACAACUCACUGACACCCUCUGUCUGAUAAUGGAAACCUAUCAUUUGACUAAUAUAAAAAGACUGUACUUAAA